Messenger RNA from Trametes versicolor FP-101664 SS1, 1419 nucleotides. RefSeq lists its product as uncharacterized. NCBI's taxonomy places the organism in Eukaryota, Fungi, Basidiomycota, Agaricomycetes, Polyporales, Polyporaceae. The record is from RefSeq and is a predicted model, not a curated record. Bases 1 to 1419 code for a protein of 472 amino acids. The transcript is spliced from 3 exons.
AUGAUCUUCCUCUACCCCAUCGCACUCGUUGCUGCGCUGCUCUUCAGCGCGCUCACCGACGUCUCAAUUUCUCUCCUCGCGCCAACGCUCGCUCGCUUCCAUAUUCCACUCCUUGGCGGCACACUGGCAUCAUACGGCUUCUCUUUUGCAUCACUAUCUCUAGGCGAACCUGUUUCUCUGGACAACAACUCGUAUCACUAUGGCUCCUGCGUCGACUCGGAGUGCUUCCCGCUCGCCUUCGCCGUCUCCUCUGCGCCCGCCAUAGUCGACUACCUGCCGCCCACUCUUCUGCAGGCCUCCGAGUACACACCCGCGCCGUCUCUGCAAGCAUCCUUCGCCAGCUGGUCUGGAACACUCUACCACAGCCCUACCAUCGUCGCCGUCCUCGCCGCCAUGUACUACAUCUGUAUGAUCUGGGCCACCGUCUCUGUUCCUUUCUUCUCCUGCGUCGCCGACACCCUCGACCUGCAACAACCUAACUCGUCUUGGUCGCUUGAUUCCCCCGCAUCGCCCGUCAAGUCAUUGUGUACCGUCCGCCAUCCUUCGACGUGCGCUCCGCAACGCCUUUCGCUCGACGGAGCGACGCAGCUCUGGGAUCUUGUACCUGUUUCUUUGACUGCUCCGCGGCGCGCUCAGGCGGUAUCCCGGCCGGUCUUGCUCAUCCUACCGCCUCCCCCGCCACUGUCGCUUCCGCCCAGUCCGACAUUGCCGCCGCCAACACCACCACUACCGCCUCCAACACAACUACUACCGCCUCCAACACCACUACUACCGCCUCCAACACAACCACUACCAUCUUCAACACCACCACUACCGCCAACACCGCCAACACUUCCUCCGCCACCAUCGCCUCCUCCACCAUCGCCACCGCCUCCUCUGUCACCACCUCCGUCACCGCCGUCGGAGCCUCUACCAGAGCCCGCGAAGAAGAAGAGGCACAGAGGGACCCGUGGGGGGAAACGUGAACAGCAUCGCAAACUUGCUCGGGCUGCCGCCGCCGCCGCCGCCGCCGCUGCUGCUGCUGCUGCUGAAGCCUCCCUCGCUCAAACCAAACAAGUCACCGACACCCCUCCAGACCCCACGUUCACCACCGACGGCAGGGGUCAAGUUAUCAUCGCACACCACCCCGACGCCGCCCCCGCCCACCCUCCGCCUCCCAAACGAGCACUACCACCGCCUCCACCACCACCACCACCACUUCCACCGCGCCAGACAUAUCUUUCGCCACCCCCUCCCGCUCCUCAGCCCCCUACGGCACCAACCGACACCAUCAUCGGGCGCCCGUAUUCGCACUGCGACCCCGCGCUGCACACCUCUGCGGUUACAACCUUCCACAGCAGGAACGCGCCCACACAAACACUGGCGAUCGUCACCGUCCGAGUCUUGCCGACGGGCAAGCUCAACCAACACCCUCGAUAG